Molecule: messenger RNA, 1202 nt
Organism: Cynoglossus semilaevis (tongue sole)
Lineage: Eukaryota; Metazoa; Chordata; Actinopteri; Pleuronectiformes; Cynoglossidae
Product: myeloid-associated differentiation marker homolog
Exons: 2
Coding region: 263-1117 (284 amino acids)
Cellular component (GO): membrane
Source: RefSeq, a predicted model, not a curated record
GCUGAGGCUUAGCGAGAGAGGAGCUUCCAGCACUUUACCAAAUAUGGCCGGUGUGGGGCGUGAGAGGCAGAUGUCAGAGGUAUGAUGAGAGAUGCCCGCGAGAGCAACAGGAACUGGAAGAAAAACUCUAAAUGUUGCCAUGAAAAGUACCUGAAGAAUAUGUGACAAGCUGCCACAACAGAAUUCAGCGUUCAAGUUUCAUCUGAGCAUCGGACCAUAGAGGCCCCUUCUUAUACUCCUCUCACUUUCACCCGAUCCCAUCAUGCCUUUGAUUGUGUUUCCCUCCUCCCGUCUUGUCUGGGUACGGAUUGCUGCCCUGUUGUUCACAUGUGUGGCCUUCAGCGUGGCCGCUCACGAUCCAGGCCUCCGUAAUGGCGACAUGGCCGACUGGUGCAUCUUCUGCUGGGCCUUCAGUUUUGCCUGCACUUUGGUGGUUUUGCUAGUGGAGCUGUUCAGUCUUCAGGCCCGCAUCCCAGUGUCGUGGUCCAACUUCCCAAUCACCGUCGCCUGUUAUGCUGCUCUGCUUUGCCUCUCGGCCUCCAUUAUAUUCCCCCUCUUCUUCAUCAAGGACCAGACGUUUUAUAACAACGAGGUUCGUGACUAUCGUAUCACAGCCACUGUCUUCUCCUGCCUUGCUGCAUUGGCCUACAUGGGAGAGGUCAGCCUGUCUAAAGCCAGACCAGGAGAGGUGGCAGGUUACAUGGCUACAGCCCCGGGUUUACUGAAGGUUUGUCAGACCUUUGUAGCCUGUAUCAUUUUUAUCCUUGUCAGCAACCCAGUUACAUACAAUCAUCACGCUGCACUCAAAUGGUGCAUGGCCGUGUACUGCAUCUGCUUCAUCCUGUCCAUGAUCGUGGUGGUGCUGUGUUUGGGGGAGUGCACUGGCUGGCUCCCCAUUCCCUUCUCCAAAUUCCUGUCAGCGUACGGACUCCUGGCCGUCAUCAUGUACCUCACUGCGUCCAUCAUAUGGCCGGUCUUCCAGUUCGACAAACAGUUCAAUAGGGGCAGCCAACCAUCAUCAAAAGUGAUCGCCGCAGCCGUGAUGACGUGCCUCAACUUCCUGCUGUACCUGGCCGACCUGGCCUACACAGCCAGACUAGUGUUUGUGAGUGCUUAAGGGAUAUGUUGUCCUCAAACAUUAGAAUUCCUAGGCCAUAAUUGAAAAUUUUAAAUGAGUUUCCAGUAAAGUCAAUCUAAGAAUU